Molecule: messenger RNA, 3810 nt
Organism: Phoenix dactylifera (date palm)
Lineage: Eukaryota; Viridiplantae; Streptophyta; Magnoliopsida; Arecales; Arecaceae
Source: RefSeq, a predicted model, not a curated record
GCGCUGCCGAAUAAACGAAAUAAAACCCUUCUCUUCCCCCGGCGAGGGACCUCUCCGCCCGCUCUAUUCCUAGAUUCAAAACACCCUAUCUCCCUCCCAAUCCGCGAUAGAGAGGGAGAGAGAUGAGCCGGUUGAUGGGCGGGGGGAGCACGAAGGAGGGCGGAGGUGGGUUGUUCGACCUGACCCCGCACAAGAUCGCUGUGUGCCAUCUCAUCCAGCUCUUCGCCCCGCCCGCCCAGCAGGCCGUGCCCUUCCCCUUCCACUCCGUCGCCCACCACAACCGCCUCGGCCUCUUUCUUUUCUCCCUCAUCCGGUCUUGUGAUGAUUUCGUGGAACCUCCUUUAGAAGAACUUAUAAAUCAGCUAAAGGCAGUUGGCGGUUUAGUCAGUGAUUGGCUAAGUGAACAUUUGAUGAACAGCCUCUCAGCACUAUCUUCUCCAGAUGAUUUGUUUAACUUUUUUGAAAAGCUGCGAGGUGUCCUUGCAGCCCCUGAAGGUGCAAAUUUGGAAGAUGAUCAAAUCUUGCUGGAUCCUAACAGUCAACUUGGAGUAUAUUUGCGUUGUUGUAUAUUGGCUUUCAAUCUAUUAUCCUUUGAGGGUGUCUGCCAUCUUUUGACUACUAUAGGGGCAUAUUGUAAUGCAAGUGAUGCUGCAUAUGAGUUACCUGAAGAUGAUGAUUUUAAUAAUGGAUCAGAAUUGCAUGAAUUGCUGGAGGAUGCAGACCUAGACCUUGGAACUGUUGAAUUUCAUAAGUAUGAGCAUAAUUUUGAAGCUGAGACACGCUCUGGAGAAUGUUCUUCGCUCCAUCUUCAUGCACCUAGGUCUCUUUACAGUCUCGUUGAAGAUGUCCAAGUUUCAGUUGAACCCAAGUUCAAGCAUGACGAUGAUGGUGCUCGAAGUAGUGAGGUUGUUUCAUUGCUGAACAAUAAUUUCAGAAGUGAUGAUAAUCUAGGAAUCCUACGCUCAAGGUGGCAAAUAGAGGGAUACCUGAAUAUGCAAGCUGAUUUCCUUGAAAAGGAUGCAAGCUCAUUUCCCUUUAAUUCAUUAAAUACUUAUCUAAAGCAGCUUCAAAAGCUAGCUCCGGAGCUCCAUCGUGUCCAACACUUGCAAUAUGUGAAUGCUGUAUGCCAUGAUGAUUAUAUUGCUGCCUUGGACAAUCUUCACUGCUAUUUUUUCUAUAGUGCAGGGAUGGAAGGACUUUUCAGCCGUUCAUCUUCUCCACCUUCUGAUAUUCAGAUGGGAAGAUAUGAGACUGCUUUAUUGUGCCUAGGCACCAUGCACUGUCAUUUUGGGCACUCCAAGAAAGCUAUUGAGGCCCUUACUGAGGCAGUGCGGGUCUCUCAACAGAACAAUGAUGAUCCAUGCCUUGGUUACACGUUAGCAGCCAUUUGCAACCUGUUGUCUGACAUAGGCAUUUCAAGCACCACUGGAAUUAUUGGUUCUCCAUAUUCACUUGGAACUAGUACUGGUCUAGGUACUCCAUUAUCCACCAGGCAGCAGUUACUUGUUCUUCUGAAAAGGUCCCUUAAAAGAGCUGAAAAUUUGAAGCUCAUAAGUUUGUUGGCUUUCGAUCGUCUUGCAUUGGCAAAAUUUGAUCUUAAGCAUGUAAAAAGACCGUUGCUAUCUUUUGGUCCCAAAGCUUCUACAAUGCUUAGAACAUGCCCUACUAACGUUUGCAAGGAACUGAGGUUAAGUUCCCAUGUGUUGAGUGACUUUGGAUCAGAUGGCUUAUCACUGCAGACUGAAAAUGGUGCUUUUAGCACCUCAUGGCUUAAGAACAUUAGAGUUGCAACUAAUCCAUGGCUCAAGAACUUAAGCAAGUCAAAGAGCUCAUCAUCAAAUGAUUAUGAUAUAUUUCACUUUGAUGCGCAGCCAAGUCCGAUACCUGGAUCUAUUUUGCAAUUAGCUGGUGCAUCAUAUUUGCUCAGAGCUACUUCCUGGGAGCAUUAUGGCAGUGCCCCACUAGUUCGAACAAAUGCCUUGGUUUAUGCAACCUGUUUUGCUGAUGCUGCAAGUUUGUCAGAGUUAUCACUAGCAUAUGCCAAGCUUAUCCAACAUUUAGCUGUAUUCAAAGGAUACACAGAAGCGUUUGCUGCCCUGAAGCUUGCAGAAGAGAAGUUCCUAUCUGUAUCAAAAUCACGGAUCCAGCUGCUUAAGCUGCAGUUGCUUCAUGAGCGUGCUUUACAUCGAGGACAUCUGAAAGUUGCUCAACAAGUAUGUUAUGAGUUUGGGGUGCUAGCCUCAUCUGUCAAUGGAGUGGAUAUGGAGCUUAAAACUGAGGCUAGCCUUCGACAUGCCCGUACACUACUGGCAGCCAACCAGUUUAGCCAGGCAGCAGCUGUGGCACAUUCUCUUUUCUGCACUUGCUACAAAUUCAAUCUGCAGGUUGAAAAUGCUUCUGUUCUUCUGCUACUUGCUGAGAUACACAAGAAAUCAGGCAAUGCUGUUCUGGGGCUCUCUUAUGCCCUAGCAAGUCUGUCAUUUUGUCAAUCAUUUAACCUAGAUCUUCUUGAAGCAUCUGCUACCCUGACACUUGCUGAACUGUGGCUAUCUCUUGGAUCAAGCCAUGCGAAGAGAGCAUCAACCCUUGUACAUAGGGCUCUUCCAAUUAUUCUGGGUCAUGGAGGCUUAGAGCUACGUGCACGAGCAAAUAUUGCGGUUACAAAAUGUUAUUUGUCAGAUACAAGCUUUUCAAUUUCUCGAGAUCCUUCUGUUGUGUUGGAUCCCCUUACUCAAGCUGCUGAAGAGCUUGAAAUUUUAGAGUAUCAUGAAUUUGCUGCAGAAGCGUUCUACUUGAUGGCAAUUGUAUAUAACACUAUAGGAAAGCUGGAAGAAAGGGAAGCGGCAGCAGCUUCUUUCAGAAAACAUGUUAUCGCUCUUGAAAACCCACAAGAUGAAGGGUAUCCACUUGCUCAUGGGAUUUAAGAAACAACCCAUAUGUUAUGGUUCAUGGAUAUCAGUAAUCCUAUGAGAUCUUGUGGCUCCAAGCAUAUAGAGUUACAUGGAGGAAAUGGUCCAACAUUGACUGGUGGCUUUAUUUUUGAAUGAAUGAUGACAGAGUUAUCUUAAUUUCCAUCAAAUUCAAAAUACUAGAAGCAUCCUUUGCCAAAACUUCUGAUGAUAGUUUUGUGUGUAAAGAUAAACAAUUCAGGUUUUUUUUUUUUUUAUUUCCACAACUGACAAACUCUUUUUGUUGCAUCUAAAUGGAUGCUUGUUAUGCUUAUGUUUUUGCUGCAGCAAGCACCACCAGUAGGCAGCACUUCUGUCAUGCUGUUGUUAGCUGGAGUAAGUUCUUUGCACAUGGAUUUUGCAGAUUUUCCUUGCAGCUAUAUGCAUAUUACUCGGCCACACAUGAUUUUCCAUGGACUGCAAUAUUCGCUAUUUGUAUUGCAACUCCUUGAUUAUGGUAUUUCAUGAGAUACUGAUGGUAUAUAGCACCGUAUAUUUGCCUCUGUACUUAUAUUUUGUACUAAUGUAUUUGUCAUCCUAUAAUUAUAUGUGACAGGCUGUAACUUCCUUUUUUUUCCAACUGUAGCAUGUAGGCUAUUCCGUUCAUCCGGUUACAGAAACAUCCUAACUGAUGAGAGUUUAAUGGUCGGAAUGGAAAUGUUUUAUAGAUCCAAAAUUGUAAUAGAGUUGUGGGACACAUAACUUGCUAGACUGGCUUACUGGUAUGCCUGCGAUCAUGUAGCUACAUUGAUUAUCUGCACCGUCUGAUGCUCAUAUUGUUUGAUACCAUGGUUGGCCUGGGGCUCCAAUCAUUCUUACUGAUGUCUGUUUAAGUGUCUCUAUUGUAAUGGCAGAUCUUCCA